AUCACUCUACGGGUAAAAGCGCUGAGAGAAUGAUCAUGAUGAAUUUCUAUCAUCCACGCAAACAAUCGGCACUAUCUGUUCCCCACGUCCUGGGACUGACCGCAAGCCCCAUAAUGCGAUCUAGGCUCGAAGGCCUUGAGGCACUGGAACAGACACUGGACUCGGUUUGCGUUACGCCCAGAUUGCACCGAGAUGACUUAAUGACCCAUGUCAAAAGGCCCACCGUCUGUUAUGUCCAUUACGAAACGACAGAUGCUAAGGAUGAGCCCAAGCCGGUCAGCAUUUCAAGUCUUCGCGAAGCAUGCAGAAAUAUGGACAUCAGGCAAGAUCCAUACGUUAUCUGUCUAAGAGACAAAGGCACUGAUCGAGCACGACGUGAGCUCAUCAAGGUCCUUACAAGCCAUAAAACAGAUUCGCAACAGCAAAUGAAGUCUUUCUUCAAUCAAAGCUUGCGAGUCCUGCGAGAUCUCGGGCCCUGGGCGGCCGAGUACUACAUUUGGAAGGUUGUUACAGAUUUUCUGGCAAUCAUUGAAGCAAGAGAUCACCGCAUGAAUCAACGGAAUACCGAAGAAAAGCAGUAUCUGGCCAACAUCCUUCGACAAAUCAGUAUCAGCGAGCCGCCAGUCAGCAUGUUGAGUGCUCAUAACACGUCGAACAAAGUAAUGGUGCUCAUGGAAUACUUGUCAUCUAAAGCUACCGAUGGUACUGUCGGGAUCAUAUUUGUCAAAGAGCGAUCAACUGCGGCGAUGCUUGCACACGUGAUUGAGUCGCAUCCACUGACACAGAAUAGGCACUCGAGCGUUGGGGUUGUUGUUGGUGCUUCCACUCAUCUGGUAAGGAAGAAAGACAUGUGGGAUCUGUCUCGAGCAGCCCACGAGACAGAGCCCCUUCUUCAGUUCAGAUCUGGCCACCUCAAUUUGCUCAUCGCCACGAGUGUGCUUGAAGAGGGCAUCGACGUUCCUGCCUGCAACCUCGUGAUCUGUUUUGAUGAGCCCGAGAAUCUCAAAGCCUUUGUCCAGCGGCGCGGCCGAGCCCGGAAGAAGGAUUCUAGCCUCGUGGUUCUUCUCCCCGGGACAGACCACGUGCCUCAGGACUGGGAAAGCAUGGAAGCGACAAUGAGGACACACUACGAGAGAGAACAGCGCGAAAUACAAAUCAUGGAGCAGAUCGAAGCAUCCGAGUCUGCAAAGUACGAAGAGUACGUUGUCGAGAGUACUAAUGCCAGACUCGACUUCGAGAACGCCAAAGCGCAUCUCAGCAACUUUUGUGGGCAGCUCUCUCCCGGGGAGUUUAUAGACAAGAGGCCCGAAUACAUACCCCGUGUGGUAGACAACGGAGUACCUCCAUCUCUGAGGGUCACGGUACUGUUGCCAAGCUAUGUUCCAGCUGCCGUCCGCCAUGCUGAGAGUCGUCGAAGCUGGAAGUCGGAGCAUCAGGCCUCAAAGGAUGCCGCUUUUCAGGCAUACGUGGCUCUUUACAAAGCGGGACUGGUCAAUGAACACAUGCUUCCACUCACGGUAAAAGAUAUCGUACCCGCAAACGAACCUCGAGUAGCAACCUUGCAGGUCAAUGGCCUCUUGAAUGUCUGGCUUGGUAUUGCCCAGGCCUGGAUCACGAGCACUGAAACCUGGUUAACUCCAGUGCACCUCCGAGACGCGACGGGAUUGACGCGAGGAACGUAUAUCAUGAGAAUGCCGGUAGCAUUGCCGGCACUGCCUUCCACGCCGGUGUACUUCGAUCGCGAAGGACCAUGGCUUCUGGAUUUUGGCCCACAAGAACGAAAGGAGAAUCUUGAAAUGCCUGAUCAUACUUCAGUGCUGCUUGCACUCCACUUUGGCCAUCACUGGUCUAUUGCUCAUGGUCAGCAGCAGGUUAUCAGCUUCGCUUCACAAGAUGGCGAACUGAAUAUCAGGCAAUUAAGUGCACGGGGUUUCACAACCGCAGAUGCCGACCGAGAGGAAAUGCUGUACCUGGUACGGGACGAGUCAGGAUGCCCGUAUGUGUACGACCACUUUCUAAAUGGCAAGCCGUCACUUGAACUUGUUCAACGACCUUUCCGGCGCAUCGGGGACUCUCCAGGCUUUCAAGACGCACCCAGUAACAUCCCCUACUUGGCUCUCAGAAAGUGGCCGCGGUACCUGGCCCUCUUGCACCAACAGAAGGUCAACGAUCUACUGCCACAGGCGACAAACAAGAAGCCAUAUGCUAGGGUUUAUCCGGCACCGUGGGCGAAAGUCGACACGAUUCCAUUAGAUCAUGCUUACUUUGGGGCGUUGAUCCCUUUCAUUUCACACAUUGUCGAGGUUCGACUGGUUGCAGAACAGCUUUCCUCGAGCCUACUUCGUGACCUCAAUUUCUCAGAUCCCUCUCUUGUCCUGGCGGCCAUUAGCACUAAGGGUUCCUUGGAAGCCACAAACUACGAGCGCCUUGAGCUUUUGGGUGACUCUAUCCUCAAGCUUUGCACCACGGCCAAUGCCGCCGCUCUGCAUGGCUUAGUGUCGAACUCGAGAUUGUGUAGGGCUGCACUGGAUGCUGGCCUUGACAAAUUUGUUCUAACUGAAAACUUCACUUGUCGCACGUGGCGCCCUAUCUACGUCAACGACAUGAUGGAAAAGGGUGCUCGCGACUCAGGACCCCGUAUCAUGUCGACGAAGACGCUCGCCGAUAUUGUGGAAGCACUCAUAGGGGCCGCAUACAUUGACGGUGGCCUCCCAAAGGCACUUGGGUGCAUUUCGAUCUUCCUGAGGGAGCUCGAUUGGAAACCGUUGCCAGCUUGCCAGGAGAUCCUUUACAGUUUGGCGUCCCCUGAUGUGCCUUUGCCGCCAAUGCUUGUUCCGCUGGAGGACCUGAUCGGCUACACGAUGCAUCUCCUCAAGACUGCUUCGGUCAACGGCGAUCUUCUAGGCUUCCUUGCACUCGAGUGCCAUGCCGAGGAAGACGAGGUGAUCAUUGAUAUCGAUUUUUCUCCUUCCGAUACGGACUUCAAUCCUCAAAAUUCCGCCGGGGUGGAACAGAAGCUCAAACAGACACGCCGGAAAAUCCCCCUUUGGAAGUUUAUGCGCCACUCCUCAAUAGAGGUUGUGCAGCAGCAGACCAAAGCUGCCAGCGUUCAUGCCGAUCUCCGAGGACAGAUCAUGCACGCUCUGGAACAUGGGUCAAGCUACCCCUGGUCUCUUCUCGCCCGUUUACAUCCCGCAAAGUUCUUCUCCGACAUGGUCGAAGCUGUACUGGGUGCCGUCUGGGUCGAUUCGGGCGACAUGGGCGCGUGCAUUCGUGUGGCGGAACGACUGGGCAUUCUGCCUGUGCUCUCCCGACUGGCAAAGGAGGACGUUCAUGUGCUGCAUCCGAAGCAAGAGCUGGGAGAGAUCGCUGGUCCCCGGACAGUCAAAUAUCUCCUCACUUUGCCCGAGGACGCAGCCGGCCUGCAAAGUGCAACAAGAAAAUAUGCCUGCAAGGUCAUGGUCGGGGAUCGCUGUGUUGCAGAGGUGGAUGACGGGGUCGCUCGAGAUGAGGUUGAGACAAAGGCUGCAGAGGUUGCGGUACAGACCUUGAAGAAUGAACAGGCUGACGCGAAACAAGUAGCAGAACACUAA
This is a messenger RNA of Verticillium dahliae VdLs.17, 3593 nucleotides long. RefSeq lists its product as uncharacterized. Gene Ontology annotation, cellular component: RISC complex; cytoplasm; nucleus. The transcript has 3 exons. Lineage: Eukaryota; Fungi; Ascomycota; Sordariomycetes; Glomerellales; Plectosphaerellaceae. The record is from RefSeq and is a predicted model, not a curated record. Gene Ontology annotation, molecular function: RNA binding; ribonuclease III activity. Gene Ontology annotation, biological process: siRNA processing. The coding region runs from base 30 to 3593 and encodes 1187 amino acids.